Molecule: messenger RNA, 3509 nt
Organism: Chelonoidis abingdonii (Abingdon island giant tortoise)
Lineage: Eukaryota; Metazoa; Chordata; Testudines; Testudinidae
Gene: SLC38A3
Product: solute carrier family 38 member 3
Biological process (GO): histidine transport; asparagine transport; amino acid transmembrane transport
Cellular component (GO): plasma membrane
Molecular function (GO): L-asparagine transmembrane transporter activity; L-histidine transmembrane transporter activity; L-glutamine transmembrane transporter activity
Source: RefSeq, a predicted model, not a curated record
GGUAGCUCUGGGCGCGCAGAGCCAUCUCCCAGCAGAGGAAAUCGGCAAGUUGUGCCUCCUUUCCCCAGCGCAGAAUAGAGCAGGCAGUGUUUGGGGGCAUAGAGGGGAGAAGCAGCCAGCGCCGUCACCCCAGUGAGUCCAGCAGAGAUGGAUCCCGCAGAGAUCCCCAUCCAGAUGGAGCUGGUGGAGCUGGUGCCCAACGGGAAAUAUGCUGUGAAUGCCUCGGCCAUCCCCUUGGUGGGGAAUGCCAGGUUUGAAGAGCCCCAGCUCACGGUGGCGGAGAUGGAGGAGUUCCUGCCCCAGGGCCCUGACAAGAAGCAGACCCACUUCACGGAUUUCGAAGGGAAGACCUCCUUUGGCAUGUCCAUCUUCAACCUCAGCAAUGCCAUCAUGGGCAGCGGCAUCCUGGGGCUGGCAUACGCCAUGGCCAACACCGGCAUCCUCCUUUUCCUCUUCCUCCUGACCACAGUGGCCUUGCUGUCCAGCUACUCCAUCCACCUCCUGCUGAAGUCCUCCGGGAUUGUGGGGAUCCGUGCCUAUGAGCAGCUGGGCUACCGGGCCUUCGGCACACCAGGGAAGCUGGCUGCGGCCAUUGCCAUCACACUGCAGAACAUCGGAGCCAUGUCCAGCUACCUGUACAUCGUGAAGUCCGAGGUGCCGCUGGUGAUCCAGACCUUCCUCAACCUGGAGGAGAAGAGCGCGGACUGGUACCUGAAUGGGAACUACCUGGUGAUCCUCAUCUCCCUCACCAUCAUCCUGCCUCUUGCCCUGAUGAAGCAGCUUGGCUACCUGGGCUAUGCCAGCGGGUUCUCCCUCAGCUGCAUGGUCUUCUUCCUCAUCUCGGUAAUCUACAAGAAGUUCCAGAUCCCCUGCCCCCUCCCUGAGCAAGAUGGCAACGGCACAAGCAACCUCAGCAACGCCCAGGGCAGCGCCAGCGACUACCAGAACGGCUACCCACUCCUCCAGCCGGCUGCUGCUGGGGCCGCCUGCUCCGCCAGCCUCUUCACACUCAACUCCCAGACAGCCUACACCAUCCCCAUCAUGGCGUUUGCCUUCGUGUGCCACCCCGAGGUGCUGCCCAUCUACACAGAGCUGAAGGACCCCUCCAAGAAGAAGAUGCAGGGCAUCUCGAACAUCUCCAUUGCUGUCAUGUAUGUCAUGUACUUCCUGGCUGCCCUCUUCGGCUACCUCACGUUCUACGGCCGGGUGGAGUCGGAGCUGCUGCACACCUACAGCUAUGUGGACCCCUUUGACGUGCUGAUCCUGUGCGUGCGCGUGGCAGUGCUGAUCGCCGUGACGCUGACUGUUCCCAUCGUCCUCUUCCCGGUGCGCCGCGCCAUCCAGCAGAUGCUCUUUCAAGGCAAGGACUUCAGCUGGGUCCGUCACGUAGCGAUCGCUGUGGUCCUGCUGAUCACUAUCAACCUGCUGGUCAUCUUUGCCCCCUCCAUUCUUGGCAUCUUUGGUCUGAUUGGUGCCACAUCAGCCCCCUGCCUCAUCUUCAUCUUCCCGGCCAUCUUCUACAUCCGCAUCGUGCCCAAAGACAAGGAGCCCCUGAAGUCCACCCCCAAGAUCCUGGCUGCCGGCUUCGCAGGCCUCGGUGUGCUCUUCAUGGUCAUGAGUCUCAGCUUCAUCAUCAGCGACUGGGCGAUGGGCAGUGCCAAGAGUGGGGGCAGCCACUAGAGGGCAGCAGGAAGCUCCCUCCCACCCCUAGCCCACACCCUGGGAGAUGGGGCUGUCUGAGCCAUGCUCCCCUGCCCCUGUCCUGCUGCUAGUACUGUCCAGUGACCUCACCACUGCCGAGCCAGGGACAUGCCCGGGGCCCUGCGGCACUACUGGGAUUUCCCCAGCGCAGGCGAGCCAGACCUUCGCAGCUAAUAAAUGUAGCAUUGGGGGGGGCGAGCAAUCCCCCAGCUGCGGGGUGGGCACAGCUAAGCUGGGCCAGUCCAGCUGGGGAGCUUCGAGUGCCAGAAGGAGCAGAAGCAGGUCUAAUGGCUGUAGCAUGGGAGUGGGCUCUAUUCCCUGCUCUGCCCUUGUCCGGCUAGGUGAGCUUGCCUCAGUUUUCCCAUCUGUAAAAUGAGGCUGCUACUUCCCUACCUCACUGGGGGGCUGGCCGUGAGACAAAGCAGCUCCAUGCACAUGUGGAGCAGCCAGAAGCCCACAGAUGGUGGCACCAGCAAGGCGAGCAGAGAAUUGUUUCAGGGGGGCAACAAACAGGAAGCGAGUGCUGCCAAGUGGGAAGUGACACAGACAGAGGGCACGUCCUGUCAGGGAGCAGCUCGUCAACGAAAAAGAAACAAAAUGGGGUGGGGUGUAGUGCUGUCCCGCCCUGUGCCUCAGUUUCUUUUUCCCUGCUGGGGCACAGGGCCAGACACACUCUUCAGAACCCCCUUUUUUUGUUGGGGGUGGGAAGGUCCCAUCCUCUGUGCAGUGGCUUCAGAGUUGUGCUAAGCCUGCAGCCAUGAUCUCACACCUGCCAAGGAAGGUGGCAUUUGGGGUGAAUUGAGGGGCAGGAAUCCCUGCACUGGGGGGAACAGGGCCUCAGCUUGUCUCACCUUGGUCUAUGUAGGUGGAGGGUCCAAUGCCAGCCCUCAUAUGCCCUCCCCAGCUGCUAUUGCAAUGAGGGCCUUGCCCACUGCCUGGAGCAGUUCCCUGCCCCACAGCACUGAGAGAUCGUCCCCUCCUUCUAAGGAGGGCCCUCCCCAUUGGCUGGCAGAUGGUGCCCCCCUGAGAGUUGGCAGUGUGUCCUGGAAAUUGUGGCCCUGUCACUGAGCCUGUAUAGAAACUAAACAAUCCCUAAAACUUGAUUUGCUGCUAAUUGAAAUAGUUUAGGAGAAUCUACAUUAAUUUAUAUUGUAUAUGUGUACACACACACACUAUUAUUAUUGUGUUACUGACCUUCGGUUAGUGGGCUCCAUAGGGUGCCCAUCCUGUGCAGACAGUGUCAGAGCUGGGAGGGUCCAGUGAAAUCAUGUCUGGUUGGCUGCUGUCUUUAAUUUGGGAUGCUCCCUCGUUACUGCUUGUGGUGAGCAUGAGGAGCAUCAGUUCACCAUGGGCCUCUCCUCUUGUCCUCCCACCCUGCCAGUUGGCCGGGGUGAAGCCAGACCUGGGGGGCUGGCAGCGUGCACCAGUUUAAUAUCUUCUGCACCCCUUUGGACAGGUGUUUUCCACCUCUGUGACCUGCAGUCCCAUCAGACUUCAGCCCAAACCAAAGAUGGCUCCCAGCCCUCUCCACAUGCUAUGGUCAUGGGCCCCUCUCCUUCACAGUCUGUCUGGCUGAGGGGCAGGAUGUGGGCAGAAGAAGCCACUGUGGAUGUGGCCUCCUCACAGACCCAUGGCAGGAGCCGUUCUUGGGGCCUCUGAGUGGGGAAACCUGCAGAGCUCCCUAGCUAGCUGUAGGGGAGGUGGUCCCCAGGCAGUGAGGGGGCCUCCUGCCCUAACCAUUAGUGAGAGUUUGACUGCGCUGCCCCUAGCACCGUGUGAGCCAUGUGAUGGUUUUGAUUUCCCUAGAG